Molecule: messenger RNA, 2232 nt
Organism: Acromyrmex echinatior (Panamanian leafcutter ant)
Lineage: Eukaryota; Metazoa; Arthropoda; Insecta; Hymenoptera; Formicidae
Source: RefSeq, a predicted model, not a curated record
UCUUUCUUUUCUUUAUUUGAAAACUCUUGCAAACGUUAAAAACGAGAAUUAAAGCUGAUAAUUUCAGGCACAUUCCGCAUUGCUUAAUAAUUAUUCCAAGGCGGGAGUACUUACGUCGCGAAUUAUGGAUGAUGAAAACAUGCCAAGUGUGCAAGAUUUUUCCCAGUUAGAACGGCAAUUUCGUGAACAGUUUUAUGAGUUGCAAAGCAACAUGAUUACCCUGCAGACGACGCAGAAGGAACUAUUGGAAACUCGUCACGCUUUAUAUAGCACAGAAUUGGAGCUGGAGAAAGAGCGUAGAGUUUCUCACGAGUUAAAGAUGCGUCUGAGAGUGGUCACGGAGGUGGCGAACGAAUCGCAGCAACAGCAAACGAAAAAUCAGGUCGAGAGUGUUCAAUUGCGAAUCAAGUAUGACGCGAUGACGAAGCAAUGCGAGUCCCUGAUGAGUCAAGCCGCAGCCGCAAAGACGCACGAAGCUGAGUGUAAAAUAAAAAUUCGGAGCUUAGAAGAGAAGCUACAUCAGAGGGAUACGAGCAACAAAAUAAUGGAGCAAGCUUUAAAGAAGCUUGAAUAUGACAAUUCGCGUGUUAUCGCCGCUAUCGAUCAUAAAAUCGCGAAACUUAAAGAGGAGCAUCGAUAUCUGCAGAAAUCCUGCGAAGACACUAUCAUUCUCAAUCAACGAUUACAAACUGUGGGUUUAUGUACACACGCGAUACAUCAAAAGGACAAAGCGAAAAUAAAAGAGUUGGAACAUAUGCUAGCUUCGAUGAUGAUCAGGAAUACAGGCUCCGCACAAGAAUCCGUAAACUACGAUGCGCAUUCGAAGGAAAAUUAUCAUCUACAUAAAGAAUAACAGGACAGGAUUUUAUCAAUAAAUAUACUGAAACACGUAUUAUGUACAGGAUUAAUAAAAAAUGUAUUAUAAUAAUCGUUUGUAUAUUUAAGUAUAAGUUGAACAAGUUCUGAUGGUAAAAAUGCAAACUUGCAAGAUGCACAUCAUGACAACCAGCAAACGAAAGAGAUUUGUUUAUUUUUUUCUUUUAUUGCAGAUUUCUGUAAACGAAUCUAUCUCUAUAUGUAAAAUAAAUCUCGUCGGAAGAUAAGCCUCGCAUAACUUAUGCUCGUUUGUCUUUUUCCUUUUAGACCUAAUAAGAAAUUCUAUGACUAUCCGUGAUAUAACAAAAUUGUCUCUAUAAAGAUUUUGUUUAAUUCGUCACAAGGCAUUUUAAUUACAUCAGUUAAUGCUCUAGUACACUUUACGUUUUUCCUGUUAAUUUUGUGAAAAAGCUAUAUCUGCUUAAUAACAGUAUAAAAACGAUUGUGACCUAUACUGCUUAAUCUUAUUUUUUUUCUUAUUUUUAGUCAUUGUAUGUGAUGUUGUACGGUGUGAUGUAUGUUUCUAUACUUUUAUAGAUACAUGGUCCUCCGAUAAAGAGAAACACACACGAUGUAAAUUAUAUUUAAAUAUGAAUUGCAGAAUUUCGUGCAUAAGAAAUUGUAUACUUCAUCCCAUUGCCAUAAAAAUUAAGUAACAUGUACUUUUAUAUUUAACAGUGAUUUUUCAAUAAGAAAAUCGACCAUUACCCUUGAUAUAAGAAAACCAGAGGAGAAAUUCAUUUCUGUGCUUAAUAUAUCACAUUUUUAUCUGAUUUAAUAAAUUAUGUUGUAAUAACUUUUUAACCCUAAUCGGUAUUCGUGGAUCCAGUGGAUCCGGACAUUUUCUUUAAUUACGUUUGUUUAUAAUUUUUCACAAUCUACAUAAUUUUAAAAUACAUAAUCUUAUUUCUCGGAUUUUGAUCUUCAAACAAAAAAGUCAUUAACUUUAAACAAAGAUAUACUAAUUUAAAGUAAACUGGACCCGCAAAUUUCAGUUAAGGAAAUUUUAGAGCGAAUACCAAUUAGAGUUAAGAGAUACAAUAAGAUAUAGAUUACAUCAAUAGGAUAUAAAUCCCGUCAACAUAAACCAACGCGAAACUGUUUCAUCUAAGUCCCUUUAAUUAUAUUGAGUAACAAGAAAAUGUUUGCAUAACAAAUUGUAAAAAUUGCAUGAAUUAACACGUAUGUACUCCCUUUCUAUAUAAUAAAAAUAAAACAUUUUAAUACUUUCUCCUCUGAGGGUUUCUUCGGCAAAAAAAUACAUUCAUAUAGAUAAUUUCCGAGUCUUUAAUACGAUGCGUUUCAUUGUCAAGGAAUAAACCCACUAUACCCGAUACUUGGGAUGUGAAAAGUUCC